Pistacia vera is the source of this 1564-nucleotide messenger RNA. RefSeq lists its product as uncharacterized. The record is from RefSeq and is a predicted model, not a curated record. Lineage: Eukaryota; Viridiplantae; Streptophyta; Magnoliopsida; Sapindales; Anacardiaceae. The transcript is spliced from 3 exons. Bases 166 to 1341 code for a protein of 391 amino acids.
ACUUGCUCAUAAUAAGUUAGCGAAAGUCUUACUCUCUCUUUUCCCCUUCUUCUUCUUCAUACUCAUAUAUAUCCCGCACCUUCUCUUCUUUAUCCAUAAUCAACAUCUAUCUUCAAUUAUUGUUUUCACUUUUCUUUCUUUUCUUCUUCACCUUACUCAUAAAUCAUGGGUUCUAGAGCUCGAAGGAAGCAGCAGCAAAGAUGGUGCACACAAACUCUAACGCCAUUGUUGGAAGGUCCUGAUCCUGAAAUGCAAGAAGAAGCAAACAAGAAAGAGAGCUCUUGGGAAGUUAUUCGAGAAUGGUUUCGCAUGCAGAAAGGCAUUUCAUCAGCCAACAACAAUAAUAAUCUUUCUAUGUCAUUAUAUAAUACUAAUAUUCCUCCUAAACGCCAAGAUUUAAGGCUUUUGCUCGGCGUCUUGGGUUGUCCUUUAGCUCCUAUUCCUCUUGUGAAUCACCCAACUCAUCACAUUCAUAUCAAAGACAUCCCCAUCGAAACUUCGAGUGCACAUUACAUCAUACAGCAAUAUUUGGCAUCAACGGGCUGCUUAAAGCAACAAAAAUGUGCAAAAAACAUGUAUGCAACAGGAACGGUGAAGAUGAUUUGUUGUGAAACAGAGAUUUCUUCAGGAAAGAAUGUGAAAAGCUUGGGAACAAGAACUGGAGAAAGUGGAUGCUUCGUUCUUUGGCAAAUGUUACCAGGCAUGUGGUCUCUUGAGUUAGUCGUCGGAGACAACAAAGUCAUCGCCGGUAGCGACUCAAAAACUGUCUGGCGACAUACCUCUUGGCUUGGCACUCAUGCAGCCAAAGGCCCCCAACGCCCCCUACGUCGCAUAAUCCAGGGGCUAGAUCCAAAGACAACAGCCAGCUUGUUUGACAAAGCACAAUGCUUGGGGGAGAAACGGAUAGGAGAUGAUGAAUGUUUCGUAUUGAAAGUAGCAGCAGAUCGUGAAGCCGUGGUAGAAAGAAGCGAGGGUCCAGCCGAGGUGAUUAGGCACGUAUUAUAUGGCUAUUUUUGCCAAAAGAGUGGCCUAUUAAUAUACCUAGAGGAUUCGCAUCUCACUAGGGUUCAGACUCCUGAUAACAAUGACGAUACUAUUUAUUGGGAGACUACCAUCGGAAGUAGUAUUGGCGACUAUCGAGAUGUAGAUGGUGUACUGAUCGCUCACCAGGGACGGUCAAUUGCGACGGUGUUCCGGUUCGGGGAGUUGUCCAUGCAACAUAAUAGAACAAGAAUGGAAGAAAUCUGGAGAAUUGAUGAUGUUGUGUUCAAUGUGCCAGGGCUUUCUAUAGACCAUUUCAUACCACCAGCUGAUCUCCUAGAUAAUGAAAAUUCCCCAUGAUCAUUGAUUAACUACAUUGUAACAUUAAUUAACUUGUAAUCUUUUGGGUUUUUGGGGUUCUAAUUUCAAAAAUAUUGGAGGGUUUAUGGUGUAUUCAUAUUUUGCUAGUGUAAUAUGUAGUUGGUUUACAGUCAUUAUAAGAGAAUGACCUUUGGGCUUGGUUCUGAAUAAUGGAUUUUUCCAUCUAUUUACAUGAUCAUUAUUUGUCUUACCAAAUUUCUAA